Molecule: messenger RNA, 1229 nt
Organism: Carassius carassius (crucian carp)
Lineage: Eukaryota; Metazoa; Chordata; Actinopteri; Cypriniformes; Cyprinidae
Gene: havcr1
Product: hepatitis A virus cellular receptor 1
Exons: 9
Coding region: 60-1028 (322 amino acids)
Source: RefSeq, a predicted model, not a curated record
UGUAAGAGAGAUGAGGAUGUCUUGAGCACUGUUUGCAGAGAGAGUGAAACCUUUUCAUCAUGACUGAUUUUCAAAGCUGGUUCUUUGCAUCCUGGAUUCUCUGUUAUCUAUCAAUUUCUAAAUGCAGCGACAUCAUUGUACAGAGUUUCGAGGGUGAGAGUGUCAUUUUGCCAUGCAAAUAUGACAGCAAAUAUCAUGGAAAAUGUGCCAUAUGCUGGAUGAUAGGAGACAUUCCCAAUAUGGGUUGUGGUAAUGAAAUUAUUGGAAGUGAUGGAGAUAAAGUGGUUAGGACACAAUCAUCCAGAUACCAGCUGGAGGGAAGAAUAAAGCAUGGAGACGUGUCUCUGACAAUCCUAAAUGUAAAAAAAACUGACUCUGGCAAAUAUGGAUGCCGAAUACAUGUGCCUGGACUGUUUAAUGAUGAGAAGUAUUACGUCCACUUGAUUGUUAAGGACGCCAUUAUUCCAACAACUUGGGAAACUACAUCCAUGUCGAGCAGCACAUCUGAGCAUGAAACCACAGGAGUUUUCAGCACUGCCUUGACAGAGGCACCUGGUCCAACCACACCAGAGCCUUUGGUAACCACUAGUUCUGGGCUUAUAACCUCUGAAUCACAGACCACUGAAACCUCAGGAGUGGAAACGAGCACAACACACGAGAGUUCUUCAAUCGUCAGUUCAACAAAUGCUCCUGAGAGCAGCACUAUUGGAUUGUGGCUCUCUGACACAACAUACGAAACCUCAUAUGAUAAUCGUGAAUCGUCCUCUUUGGAAAACAAGGAUAGUGUAAAUGCGUCAGCAGUGAUUGUGCCUGUCCUCCUGUUACUGUUGGCUUUGAUUGUCAUUGCUGUCAUUCUGAUAUGGAAGCGCAAGAAGAAAACCAGAGUUUCGGUAGACAUAACCCAGAACUCGGAGACCUCUGUCAUCUACAGUAACUCUGGCAGCAGUUUGGGCCUGUACAACAGAGAUAUGGCUCUGGAAAAUAUCUUUCAAAUACACCCUGAAAAUGAAUAUGAACAGUGGCAUUAAUUCACAUUUCCUAUUUACCUAAUUUGAUCAUUGUAAACUUGUUUUGAUCAUUGUAAACUUGUCUUCUGUUUACACUGUGUCCUAAUGUGACAGCUAUCGCUGAUCGGAGAAAUUAUUUCUCUGGACUAACCUUACUAGACAGCGGCUAACAUACUGCAGCACUUUAUCAUUAUUAAAACUAAUCUACGUUAACUAAUCAAA